AUGACGGACUGCUAUUCCGGGGUGUCUACAAGAGAAGACAAUCUGCACAAACUCUUCGUUGAAGCCAUGGCGAUGCCCAAAGCAGACUUCGAGAUGGUUUUGGACAGCUCUUGGUGCCACUUCCGACAGCAGCUUCUUUGUGCCUACGAGCGACGACUGGAUGCGCCCAAGCCGACGGAAGUAGUGCCAGGGCCCGGGUGCUUUGAACGCUCCUGGCGUGAGCGCGAACCAGAGACUAGAGAAGAUCGAGAAGGGCGUCGUGUGGUGUUCGACACGCCUGAGACACCAGUGAGCCCUGAGUCGAGUACCAACUUCGUCGCUCAGAACAGUGAGGGCAGCAGCACGGAGAACAUCGCGCACGGCAACAGCACCAAAUUGUUGCACUCUGCCGUGGGCGGCUUGAGUGACGAGGAGGCCCAAGUCAUUCGGAGCCGGCUUCGGCUGCGCCUGGGAGUGCUUAGCGGACACAAGCUGGUUUCCGGCAAGUCUUUGCACGACGCGCUGGCGGCUCUGGGUCUCACGCGAUACACGGAGGAGGACAUGAAUGAAUUGGUCAACCUCCUCAGUGAUUUCAUUGGCUUGCGUUUUCAGGAGGAAACAGAGUCGGUUGUGGGCGUUUUCCGCCGUCGGGCUUCCGGCGUGGGACCCCCAUCGUGGCAAUGGCCAGAGAACGCCACCUCUCCUAGUAGAGCUGGCAAGAGCUCCCUAAAUUUGAUCGAGAGAGUACCGCGGAGCACCUACAACGUAGUGCCUGCCCAAGCACUCAUCGAAGUGUUCUUGGCGGAGGAGCGUGACAUCCACAAGCUGCUUUGA
Effrenium voratum is the source of this 813-nucleotide messenger RNA. The record is from the annotation of a GenBank genome assembly. Lineage: Eukaryota; Dinophyceae; Suessiales; Symbiodiniaceae.